AUGCCACGCGCGUCCGAUAUACUCUCACACGGUAUCCCGUAUGAGGCGAGCAACCGUGCCGUACCCAACAAAAUUGACUGGCGUGAAUCUGGUUAUGUGACGGGGGUGAAAGAUCAGGGAAACUGUGGUUCCUGUUGGGCUUUCUCAACAACCGGUACUAUGGAGGGACAGGCUGUGGAAGGUCAGUGUCGAUACAAUAGGCAGUUGGGAGUUGCCAAAGUGACUGGCUACUAUACUUUGCAUUCUGGCAAUGAGGCAGGAUUGAAAAGUUUAGUCGGUUCCGAAGGACCUGCUGCGGUCGCUGUGGAUGUUGAAUCUGACUUCAUGAUGUACAGGAGUGUGACUACUACCAAUCUGUUAGUAGUUAAAAUCUACAUGUUGAACUUUUCUGCGGUUUUCCUAUGUUAUUUGGCCGAGAGUUAA
Molecule: messenger RNA, 423 nt
Organism: Fasciola hepatica (liver fluke)
Lineage: Eukaryota; Metazoa; Platyhelminthes; Trematoda; Plagiorchiida; Fasciolidae
Source: the annotation of a GenBank genome assembly